UAUAGAUUGAAUCCUUGUUUUUAGGAGUCUUAUGCAGCACAAUAUUGUUAACACAAUUAGAAUGUGAAUUCUGUUUAGCGUCUAUCUUUCUUAUUAGAGUAAUUGCAUAGAGACAGGUGUGUUUGGGUUUGAUAUUUAUUAAGGGUUUGUUCUUUGUUUGAUGGCUUUACCUUUCCUCAUGAUGACACAGAGAUAAACAGGCAAUAAAUUAAACCCAGUGACUCAAAAUUUGGAAUAGGGCAUUCAUCGAUUUAAUGCUAUAGAACGAAAUAAGAAAAGAAGAACCAGUAAGGAUUGAGUGUGCUUUGUUUUAACCAACAAUAUAUCUAAUUUCCCCAUGGCUAGUAUGUUUUACACUUAACUGAACACAAUAGUUUAAUAGAGAUAAAACAAACGGUUUCAGUGCAGACUAUUCAUUGUGCUUGAAAAUGCAUUCUCACAUUACUAUAAUGCCAAAACAGUGUUCUGUAGGACAAUUAAUAAUGGAUGGGAAUCAUUUCCUGGAGUGAUUCUUUUGUUCUGAGAUUCUAGCCUCCAGUAGUAGCUGUUGCUAAGACACCCAUUUCCUAGGUAACAAGUAGUUGUUUACAUUGGCUUGGCUAGUUUGGUGAGCAUUGAGUUAGCAUGCUCCAAAAGUCUUCUAAGUACAUGGACUGAACAAACAAUGAUAGACUGCUAUAUCAUACGAACAGCAUAGCUGUGUCCAGAGGAAACAGGAACUUUUAAAAAGAGGAACAGAAGAAAAAAAAAACAUAUUUUGUUAUCUCCAAAAUCAGUAGGGUUGUGACUGUGAUGUCAUGUGAGAGCUGGGUUGAGCCCCGUCAGCAUGGAGGAGAGCCAGGUGCUGUACAGAGACAGGACACACAGCAUGUCUUUGGAGUCUCACAGCAGACGAUGGAUGACCCGGGCCAAUCAGACGAGAGGGAGAAGGGCAGCCCGCUGAAUGCUGGGGUCGAGUUUGUGGUGCUGCAACAUGGGAAUGAAGCUGAAAUGCAGAUGGAGAAGAACAAGGAGACACGAAGCAGAAGGCGGGUCACUCAGAAGAUACACAGAGUAAAACAUGCAGAUGGAGCAGGAUCAGUGAGUGUCUCAUUUGUUGAGAGGGACAGAGACAAGCGGCCUGAAGACCCACGGGGCCCUGGACCCUUCUUCUACUUUGGGGGGAGCAAUGGGGCCUCCAUAGUUGUGUCAUAUUGUGAGAGUCGAGGCUGGCAGCGCAUAUAUGACAAGACCAGGACGGACUACAAGCUGAAGUGGUGUGAAACGAAAUCACCUGCUUCCUACUACAGCUUCAAAGCAGGAGGCCAGUUGAUUUACCAGAUACCCAAUAAUAAGGUUCUGACCACUAAGAUAGGUCUUCUGAACAGCCUAAGAGAGUAUGACAGAGUCAGCAGCAAGGUCAACUAUGGAUGUGCAAACAGGAGGAUGCGGCUGGAGGAUUUUUGUCCUGUCACUUUUCGAAUGGAUAUGAAGGUUGAGAGGGAGGCUUUCUUUAAUGGAAUAUGCGAUGAGAAAUCCAGCAUGUGGAUCUGCAAGCCCACAGGCCUUAACCAAGGCCGUGGUAUUUUUCUACUGCGGACACCAGAAGACAUCGCAGCAUUCAGAGAACGACUGCAGAACACAAUAGAGCAGCAGUCCAACAGGAAGUCACCUUUCAAUGUGCCACAAGCUCGGAUUGUUCAACAGUACAUCCAGAACCCUUUGCUACUAAAAGGACGGAAAUUUGAUGUGCGGUCAUACUUUCUGAUUGCUUCCACUUCGCCGUACAUGGUGUUUUUUCGUCAUGGUUACAUCCGAUUGACAUGUAACCUUUAUGACCCAAACUCUGACAAUAUAACAGCCCACCUGACCAAUCAAUACAUGCAAAAGAAAAAUCCUCUCUACAGUCUGCUAAAAGAGGAAACCGUUUGGUCCAUGGAGCGCUUCAAUGUAUUCAUUAACGAGACUUACAUGCUGCCAAAGGGGCUGCCUAAAGAUUGGGCUCUGGGUCCUUUUGCAAAAAGGAUGCAACAUAUUAUCAUGCAGUGCUUUCAAGCUGUCAAAGCCAAGCUGGACUGCAAACUUGGUUACUUUGACUUAAUUGGUUGUGACUUCUUGAUUGAUGAGGAUUUCAAGGUCUGGUUGCUCGAGAUGAAUUGUAACCCUGCACUGCAUACUAACUGUGAAGUACUGAAAGAUGUGAUACCACAGACAGUCACCGAGGCACUUGAUCUUACUUUGGAAAUCUUCCAAAAGUCUUGCUGUGGACUGAAACUGUUGCCGCUAAACAGUCAAAGAGACUUUCUAUUGCUGUAUAGUGGUGAGACUGUGACCAUAACGAAACAGAGACACAAAACCACUGGACCUUUCUCGACCCUCCACUCAAAGAGCAGCUCCACCCACAUUAACACCAACAAAACUGUUGCCACUGCAACACAAACAGGGAAAUCGACCAAUAGGGCCUGCAAACAUUCUGAAACUCAAGCCAAAUGUCUGGUCCCUUCCACCGCUGUCCUCUCUUCCUCUGAUUCGUCCAAUACCAUCCCACCUUCAGAGCAGCCUGUGGAGUUACCAGUGAAACAACCUUCACCUAUAUCCCAGAAGCCUCUGACAUCCAAAGCUCAAGAAACAAAUCAGCUUCGACCACACCAGGCCAAAGCCGUGCGUUCUCGUGUUGUGCUUCAGCUCAGCAAGUGCACCUGGCAACAUCCUGCAGUGAUAUCCAACCUCAGCGUGCCUCUGCAGCCAGUGAGAAGUGCAAUCAGGUCACUGUCUACACCAGCCCUGAGCAAAGGCUCAAACUCCACACAAAGACUUGGAGCUCAAGGCCACCAAAUAGACAAAAUGGAGCACAUGAGAUGCAACCUAAAAACAUCAAAGAUUCAUUUGGCUGAGCCAUACUCCUUCCACACUGUAAGGACAGAAAUGAAAGAGGCCAAAGUAAAGGAACAGGAAGGUGAUAGAUGACAAAUGAGCAAUGGUGUCAUUGUUAUUAUAAGAGCUUUUUCUAUGAAUAAUGAGAGUUUGCUUCUGGUUAUGACUAAUGAUGUUGCUGAUCACCAGAAGCAUAAUGUCCAUUCAAAUCGAUACUCCUUCAAAGGUUGAACUUUUUAACGUUCCAAAAAAAAUUCUUUGUACAAAAAAAAUUGUUUUUUUCUUUUUUUGAAUGUCACCCCCUUUUACACAUCUAUUUAAUGUUCAAUUUAUUCACACCUUUCUCGUCUAUUUUUUCCUUAGUUGCUCAAAACCAUAUGUGUUUUGCUUGGUUGCUCACCAAGGCUGCAUUUCCCCCACAGAAAUACAUUAGAGCAGUAAUGUGGAAACAAGUAUUGUGAAAAAGGUUUACAGUUCAAAGUAAGGUCAUCUAAACAGUAAAUGUUAUAUAUGACUGUUUUUUCCAGGAUUCUCUGAUGAAUAUAAAGUUCAAAAGAACAUUUAUACAUGGCACAAAAACAUUU
Messenger RNA from Carassius auratus (goldfish), 3437 nucleotides. RefSeq names its product tubulin tyrosine ligase-like family, member 10. Bases 793 to 2946 code for a protein of 717 amino acids. The record is from RefSeq and is a predicted model, not a curated record. Gene Ontology annotation, molecular function: protein-glycine ligase activity, elongating. Gene Ontology annotation, biological process: protein polyglycylation. The transcript has 12 exons. NCBI's taxonomy places the organism in Eukaryota, Metazoa, Chordata, Actinopteri, Cypriniformes, Cyprinidae.